AUGAGUGAUUCCUUGAAGGAUAGGCUCAAUAGUCAUUCGGAUGCAUUUAAGGGGCUUCUUUCUUUGAUCCCUGCUAAAUACUACUAUGACGACGAGUCCAAGUCUCAGUGGAAUCGCAAAAAGGCCACGAAGAGUGAUGCUCAUCGGGUCAAGCAAGCCAAGUUCGAUCCCAGCCAAGGCUCUAGUGCAUUAGACGAGGUCACUCGUCGUGAAACAGAUGCGGUUGUAUCCAAGUCUGGUGCUGAUAGUAUAGAGGUCGAUUCAUUCGAGCAGGAAGUUUUGGACGAGGAGAGCGAUUCUGAUAUAUCUGUUAUUUUCGACGACCAUGGAAACGAAAUUCGUCUUUCGGGAGAUGCACCCGACUCCUCUGAUGAUUUACCAGUCCAGCCCGCCAAAGUUCAAGAAAAGCCUGCCAAAAAGGCCUCCGCAAAUCCCAAGGUUACACAGGCCGAGUCCAAGCGUCAGCCAUCUAGCGAGGCUCAACCUGAGAAAAAAUCCAGUGCAAAGCCUGCUGCUAAGCGAGAUGCUCAAGGAAUAGAGGAGUUGCGAAAGAAGCUUGCAGACAAAAUUACAGAAAUGAAAAUCAGACGGAAAGCACCUGGCACUAACGCACCUGGCGCACCAAAAAAUCGUGAAGAGCUGUUAGCAGCUCGAAAACAACGACAGGAUAUCAAGAAAAGGAAAUGGGAUGAAACAGAUGCUGCCUCCGAUGGUGAAAAUAUCGACGAGAAUCAUUCAUUGGCUGAAGAUGUGGAUACCCCGGAAAGAGCCUCGAAUGAGGAGACGAUUAUAUUUGGUCAGAUUAAAUUAGGGGAUGGAAACAAGCUGGGUCUCAAUUUGUCUGCGGAUGAGCAGAAAGUAUUGAAGCGACGGAACGCUGCAGAUCAACUGCGUGUGCUUGAAAGUCGCAAGGCCAAAAUCAGCUCGCUCCCUGAGGCCAAACAAACAGAGAUUGCUAACAAGGCUCAAUGGAGCCGGGCUAUCCUCCAAUCCGAGGGUGCUAAAGUGAGAGACAACGAGAAAUUACUGAAGAAGACUGUCAAACAACAGCAAAGACGGAAGCUUAAAUCCGAACUUCAGUGGAAGGACCGUUUGGACACUGUUGCAAAAGGUAUUGCCUCUCGCGAGGCCAAACGCAACGCGAAUCUCGCUGCUCGCAAAGAAGCCAAGUUUUCUAAAGGUAAAAAGAAGAAACCCAAGCGUGCUGGCUUCGAGGGCAAAAAGCGUCGCAAGUAG
Messenger RNA from Wickerhamiella sorbophila, 1236 nucleotides. RefSeq names its product Ribosomal RNA-processing protein 14. Gene Ontology annotation, cellular component: nucleolus. The record is from RefSeq and is a predicted model, not a curated record. The transcript has a single exon. NCBI's taxonomy places the organism in Eukaryota, Fungi, Ascomycota, Dipodascomycetes, Dipodascales, Trichomonascaceae. Gene Ontology annotation, biological process: ribosomal small subunit biogenesis; ribosomal large subunit biogenesis. The coding region runs from base 1 to 1236 and encodes 411 amino acids. Gene Ontology annotation, molecular function: DNA binding; RNA binding.